This is a messenger RNA of Triticum dicoccoides, 1420 nucleotides long. RefSeq names its product KH domain-containing protein SPIN1-like. Gene Ontology annotation, cellular component: nucleus. Gene Ontology annotation, biological process: regulation of mRNA splicing, via spliceosome. The transcript is spliced from 7 exons. The record is from RefSeq and is a predicted model, not a curated record. NCBI's taxonomy places the organism in Eukaryota, Viridiplantae, Streptophyta, Magnoliopsida, Poales, Poaceae. Gene Ontology annotation, molecular function: mRNA binding. Bases 235 to 1137 code for a protein of 300 amino acids.
AGAGAUUGAGCGCCCGUCAGACGUCGUGCGCGGCGCAGGGUUUUGCCGAGAUUUUCCUAAAAAAGGGCAUCGCCACCGUACCGAGAAAAGAAAAGGGAAUACGAGGCGAAAAAACACACAAACUCCUCUCCUCAUCGCCUCUCCUCGCCCCCUCUGCCCUUCCUCAUCUUCCUCCCGUUCGGUUGUGGCUCCGUCUUCCCUCACGAUUGGUGCCCGGGCGCCGCCGCCAUCGCCAUGGACGGCCUGCACGGCGCCGACGCCUGCUUCUCCCCCGGGAGGGCCAUGUCGCCGCAGGUCCGGCCCCCCGCCGGCCCGCCGGACGUAGGCAGCCACUACUUGGCGGAGCUGUUGCAGGAGCACCAGAAGCUCGUCCCGUUCACGCAGGUGCUACCAAUCUGCAGCAAGCUGUUGAGCAACGAGAUAAUGCGGGUGACCUGCCUGCUUAAGCACCAGCAUGGCGGGGACUUUGAGAGGCUGCCGCCGAUGGCGAGUCCAAACCAGAUGCAUCAUCAUCCGUCGCCCCCAAUGCCUAAUUUCUGCGGAAAUGGUUUUGGCCCGUGGAACCACGGGGCGCAUCCAGAGAGGGUAAGUUUUCCUCAAGGACCUGUGGGUUGGCAAGGAGCACCACAAAGCCCCUCUUCAUACAUUGUCAAGAAGAUUUUGCGGUUGGAGAUACCAACAGAUACUUACCCUAAUUUCAAUUUUAUUGGCCGUCUUCUUGGGCCAAGAGGAAACUCGUUGAAGAGGAUUGAAGCCUCUACGGGUUGUCGUGUUUUUAUCAGAGGGAAGGGCUCAAUUAAAGAUCCUGGGAAGGAGGAACAGCUGAAGGGAAGACCUGGUUACGAACACUUGGAUGAUCCCCUGCAUAUCUUGAUUGAAGCAGAGUUACCUGCCAAUGUCAUUGAUGCAAGACUCUCAAAAGCACAAGAGAUCCUAGAAGAGUUGUUGAAACCAGUGGUACGCGAUGAAUCACAAGACUACUACAAGAGGCAGCAACUCCGUGAGCUUGCCAUGCUGAACUCACCGCUCCGAGAGGAGAGCCCUCGUCUAAGCCCGCAUCCAAGUCCGCACCCAAGCCCGCAUCAAGGCGGCGCUUCACCCUUCAGUAACGGUGGGAUGAAACGAAGCAAACAAUGACUGCAGAGGCCUGCUCCUCCCAACUUUGACCCUUCCAGAAACCUGCUCUCAAUCGGUGCCCUCACAACCUAAUUUUUCAUGAGCAAGCUUUCAUGAUGGUGUUGGCAUCCGUGCGAAACCUGUGUUACUAGUAGAAUUUUGAUGAGUCUCCCUUGUGACAUUAGCCUGUGAUGACUGAGUGAGAAUGAUCUAUGAUAGCGAAUCCUCCGCCUUUAUAAUUAGAACAUUUGAUUUAUUUGUUGUUGGUAAUCAUCAGAUAUGGCACUGUGCAGAAUUCCGAGUU